Drosophila subpulchrella is the source of this 2546-nucleotide messenger RNA. RefSeq lists its product as uncharacterized. Bases 211 to 2370 code for a protein of 719 amino acids. Lineage: Eukaryota; Metazoa; Arthropoda; Insecta; Diptera; Drosophilidae. The record is from RefSeq and is a predicted model, not a curated record. The transcript has 7 exons.
AAGCUAUGAUUGGGGUGCAGACGAUUGGGAAAUCAGCAAUGGCAGAAAGUGAUUUCAAUCACAACUUGCAAAACAUUCUCUCAUCAAAAAACUUAGGACUACCAAAAUUUACAACUAAUCAGGAAAUCACUAUUAUCACAUCCAUUGGUGGCCCUGGACAAAUUUGCAGUCUUAGUUACCAACUCGAGACACUUCAACCCAUGAGUUACGAUGUAUGUAUCGGAUGAGCAUCGUUUUUAUCGAAGGGCGCGAAGAAAGUUUUCAUUUCAAACCUAUGGCCUGUUGUUUCUGUGGCUCAUCUUGGCCCUGAUCCAGUGGAUGGUCAUCGCUCUAGUAGAAGAUGCAAGGCAAACUUUCCGGAGCUUGUACUUCAUCUGUUUUGUGACCUUUACGCUGGCCGUAGUUAUAUUCAUCAUCUUCAUAUUUGUGGAGAAGGUCCGUUUUAUGAAAGGUCUGAACUUUGUCAUGGCUUUAGUUAUUGUGGAACUUCAGAUCAUAUCCACAUUUGCUUUAGUCGCCAUUAGUUGGUGGGCAGAUGUUCUUACCUUUUUUGCAGUGGCCGUAAUAUUAGUAGCAAUAUUCCUCACAAUAGGAAUAUUUCUACCAGCAAAAAUGGAUCUUACCCUAGAUAUUGCGGUUCUAUUUAUAAUCGCAUUUAUUUUUCUGAUUGUCGCCAGCUUUGUGCUACUAUUCGAAUUGCUUGUCUGGAGAGCAGCUCCGUACGCCUAUUUAGUGGUAGAACUAUCUGUAACUCUAACGAUUCUUGUGUUCAUAAUGUACCAUGCCCAAACAAUCAAUGGAAACCGAUUUGCGGAAAUGCGUCUGAAUGACUUUUACCUUGGAUCUCUGAUAUUGUUCCACGACUUUCUCAUCAUUUUCUGGCUGACAUUCUACUGGCAGGUCUUUUACAGACUCAUUACGCCUGAUUCCUGGAUAGUAACAUCCACCCCGAAUAAGUAUAACCAUACUCUUAAUUAUACCGACGGCCUAUAUAAUAAGCAUACGCAUGCGGAUACGCAAUAUGAUUAUACAACUGAACCACCCUGGACGGAUCCUGAACCAACAUGGGAUACAACGGGUUUUACUAAGAAAAAUAAGGAUAAAGAAUAUGGCUUUAGAAGCCCCACUAAAAGUUACCCUUUCGAUAGACGAAAGCCUGGUAAUAGAGAUUUUGCUAUAGAUUGGUCAUUUUACAACCUAAGACCAAAAAACGGUUUUCGGACCAGAGGAAGCUCCCGAACUAUAGGUCCAGAACCAGACGACGUGUAUCACGUGGAUCGGAAACCCGAUGAGUGGGAUCCUGAAUAUAUUACACAAGGUGCAGAUAGAGACGUACCAUUUGAUGAUCGCUUUGGCGAAAAUUCAAGACAUCGCCCUGGAGAGUCGCAAGAUAGAGAACAUUUACCACCCAAUGAGGAUAUUGGACCGAGGAUGGAGGAAGCUGAUGAGGAUGUUAACUUUGACGACAGUUCAAUAUAUAGCGCUGGAGAGUCUUCUGAUAAGCAACAUCCAACACUUGAAGAUGAUAUUGAACCAAGGAUAGAGGACGAUGAUGCUGAGGGAAAAUCGGCAGCUGGCCACGGAAAUCCAACUUUCGAUUUUCCCUUGGCAGACUACCAACCAUAUGAUAUUCCUUCCAUAGAUACUACAAAGAAAGUUUAUCAGUCUAAAGGCUCUCCAAAUAUAUAUAUAGUUCCCAAGGCACCACCAAUCGGGAAACAUGAAUAUCUGUCAGGUGCUGAGAACCCUUAUUUACUGAGUGAUGAUCCACUAAGCAAUAUCCAAGAACAAGAAAAACUCAAGAUUUUUACUCGUCCUGCAAUAGAAUUAAAUCUAGACUUUCCACUAAAUGAGUUUACAGAAAGUGAAUUUAAGGAUGACAAUUUUAACUUUCAAGGAGACGAAAUGAAGGGACAAGGAUUUUCAUCAAGAAGGCCAUAUUUUAAUUCAGAAAACGCACCUCCUUGGGAAGAACUGAGUAAUGAUCCACUCAGCAAUACUCAAGAACAAGAAAAACUCAACAUUUUUACUCGUCCUGCAAUAGUAUUCAAUCUAGACUCUCCACUAAAUGAGUUUACAGAAAGUGAAUUUAAGGAUGACAAUUUUAACUUUCAAGGCGACGAAAUGAAGGGACAAGGAUUUUCAUCAAGAAAGCCAAAUUUUAAUUCGGAAAACGAACCUCCUUGGGAAGAACUGAGCAAAGAUGAAAUAAUAAAAUUAUCAAGGAAGCAAGUUUUGGAAGAUAAGGAUAUGUAUCAAACAAAUCAGGAUCGUUGGGUAGAACCAAUAGUUACAAGAGAGCCUUAUCCAAUGAACCUUCCAGACUACGAGAAAUUUGUAAUGAAUGGCAGUGCGAGCAUAGUGAUAUAAACUUUUAAAGCCGUAGACAAUAUAUGAAUUAUUUUCCCCUAUAAAUUUAAUCCGAUUUGCCGAUUGUCAUCAGAGUCAUUAGGCAUUUAAUUGCACUCAUUUAGGAGGGCAACACAUCUUAUUCAACCGCAUGUGCGACAGGUGACAAACAAAUUAAUGUCUCCGAGAUUUAUGGU